Molecule: messenger RNA, 2301 nt
Organism: Nerophis lumbriciformis (worm pipefish)
Lineage: Eukaryota; Metazoa; Chordata; Actinopteri; Syngnathiformes; Syngnathidae
Source: RefSeq, a predicted model, not a curated record
GUGUGUAUGGUGCAACGAUUAGCAUCAAGAAAACCUGGCUAAAUAUAUUAUGUUUAUUUGUUUAUUUGAACGAUUAUCGAAGUGAAUUUUGAGAACCGAUUCACAGUAACCAUCUUAUACCAUCUGCUAAUUAGUACUCAUUGUUCAUGUGAAAGAGCUGUUCAAAAGACUCAAUCUUUCAGCUUGCGUAAAGCUGCUGUUUUAGAUAUCUAUGUCUAAUAACGCAUCACAUUUCUUGAACCCUCCAGCGAGCUACUUGGAAAGGCGCGGCAAGCUACUGGUAGCUUUUGAGUGACUGUUUGAAAAGGACUGAUCUAACCCCAUGUAUUGUUUCCUGUUAAGUAGUUCAACCAGUUCAGAGUUAAAGCUGUAUCAUUCUAAUUUGUCUAUUAGGAUAUUGUGGUUGACUGUAUCAAAUGUUUUUUCAAGAUCAAUAAAUACUGCAGCUUUACACAGAUUAUGGCAGUGGUUGUUUCUUGUUUAAAUGAUUGCCGUAGAUGUUGAUGUUCUCUCUGUAUUCAUAUUGGCUAUUGCAAAGUAGUGUGUUUUAUAAAUUCAUGUAAUCUGUAGGGAAACAAAAACAAUAUUUAUUUUCGGAUCAAUGCACUUAUUUGUAAACAAUUUAACAACCUAUAAAUAUAACACAAAACAAUGUAACAAUACGUCAAAACACAGAGGGGCUUUGGGGGCCAAAAGUCAUUGUACAUUGUCUUAUAAUGUUGUACAGUAUUGUAAGUAUAUACUGCUAAAUUGUUCACAAUUAAGUAUUUUUAUUAAAACCUUUUGUUUGCCUAAAAUCCUUGUCCUGUUUUAUUCUGAUCAUUAUCAACAAAUUUAAAGGCAAAAUAAUUGACAGAUUUCCAGUAAAAAGUGAAACGGUAUCAGCAAUACUGGCCCUGUGUUAACUUAUCGAAUCGAUACCAAAAUUUUCAGUAUCGUCCGCUCUUGCAAACAGUAAACCAAGCGAGGAAUCUUGGGACAUAAGACCAUCAGAUAGGACACACCCUGCUUGCCUUUGCGAUAGCACGCAGUGCGGUGACAAAACUGCUAUGUCGGGCCUGUCAAAGAGAGAGAGAGAGAGAGAGAGGAGAAUGCUGAGUCAGUGAACAUACCAUGAAAGCCCAGGGAGAGGGUGCCAGAGGGUAAACGCCAGGGCGAGAGGGUAGAGAAAGGUUACACUCAGGGAAGAUGGAUGUCCUUUUGCCUGGGCUGUCCCGGGUGGCCGUUUGCGGCGGUACCCAUGGUAACGAGCUUUCUGGAGUGUACCUAGUGAGGGAGAUGCUGAGGGUGGAAAAAGGAGACGAAGACAUGUCGACACAGAAGCUGCUGUCCAACCCGCGGGCUGCCGAGCUAUGCCGCCGCUACCUGGACGUCGAUCUUAACCGCUGCUUCACCCACGCCGCCCUGAACGAUCCCUUACCUGAUCCAGCUCCCUAUGAAAUGGUUCGAGCCCGAGAGCUGAACGCCAUGCUCGGCCCCAAAGGUAGUCCGCGAGCUGUGGACCUGGUUUGUGAUCUACACAACACAACGUCUAACAUGGGCCUGUGUCUUAUUGCCUUCUCCGACUGCGACUGGAUCAGCCUGCAUAUAUACCACUACCUUCAGAGAGAGAUGCGAUAUAUUCCAGUGAGGUACGUUCAUUUCAAUGUCUCAGACAAGGAUUCCUAUUCCCUGGAUUCAGUUGGAAAACAUGGUUUUGCUUUAGAGAUCGGGCCUCAACCACACGGCUUGGUGAGGUCUAACAUCUACUCAGCUAUGAAAGAAGGUCUCCAGCACAUUCUCAACUGGGUGCGGCUCUUCAACUCAGGCGUUGUUUUCAAUGGCGGAUCGGUGGAUGUGUUCACCACGGUUGGACACGUGGACUAUCCUAGAGACGAGGACACGCACAACAUCACCGCAGCCAUUCAUCCUCAACUCCAGGACAGAGACUUCUGCCUCCUUCAUCCUGGAGACCCCCUCUUCCAGACUUUCUCAGGCCAAACUGUGAGCUACAAAGGCAGCAAAGCUCUUCACCCGUUCUUUAUCAACGAAUGUGCUUAUUAUGAAAAGGGUGUCGCUCUCUACCUCGCAACCAAGCGCACUUUCACCAUCCCAGCAGUCCGGGUACACAAAGAAGACCAUCAAGAUGUGAGAUUCCCAUCUGAAGAAGAGGAAGAAUGAUGCCUGUAAAUAAUCCCAAUAAUAGAAAAAUAAAGCUUUCCUGUUAUGUAGCCUAGCAUGCCGACUUCUUGCUGCACUCAUUCUUCUCUCGGAUAAAAAAUACAAAUAAACACGCAUACUAACGUUAAUAUUUCAGCAGAG